GGCAGUACCCCGCCGUUGGCCGAGCUCGGCCCCCACGCCCGCGCCCGCGUCCGGCCGGGCAUGUGAGAGUGCGCCGCGCUGUCCGUCCGCUCGCCAGGUCCGCUGAGGUGCGGCAGUGUCACCAUGGUCGGCGGUGUGCGGUCGGUCGUGCUGAGGACGCUGCUGGGAGGGCUGCUGAGCUGGGCGCUGGUAUCAGCGCUGCUGGCAGCGGCCCCCGUCAGCGCCAGCGCCGCCUCCUGCUCCCCCGAUCAGCUGGUCACCUAUCGGCUGGACAUAGAGACGCACUGGUCCAAACAGCGCUUCCCGAAACAGUACCCGAUAUGGCGGCCACCGGCGCAGUUCUCACAGUUCUUCGGUCUGAGUCACAACGGCUCCCGGGUGCUGUACCGAGUGGGGGAGCUGGCGACCCCUGCGGUACGCCAGUUCACCGAGUCCGGCAGCUCCGCGGGCCUGGAGCAGCUCACGCAGGGUCAGAGGGGCAUCCUGGACCAGUUCAGUGCACCGCCCGUCAAACAGGGCGAAGGCACCACCAUGGCCAGGGUGUUCGUGGAUGGAGCCCACUCGCAGGUGUCACUUAUUUCGAAGAUUGUCCCCUCUCCGGACUGGUUCCUUGGCAUUGACAGCGUCGACCUCUGCGACACCGGACGCUGGGUCGACUCGGUUCAUUUACAGCUGUUUCCGAUGGACGCCGGCACUGACCAGGGCCUAACGUUCACCUCCCCCAACUGGGAGUCGGUGCCGCACCAGCCCAUCUGUCGGAUCACGGCCCGGGUGCCCGGCCACCCGGCGGGCAGCUUCUACUACCCGGAGCUGCAGCAGCUGCCGCCGCUGGCCACUCUCCGCCUCACAAAGGUGCGCUCCUACACGCUAUCGGCCGAGUUCGACCCUCGUGAGACGGUGACCUACACGGUGGAUACCCUGGACCCGGGCCGAGCAGUCGGCAUUCCCCCUCUGCAGAGCUCCGCCGACCUGUCCGGCCUGAGAGUCGUCCUGGCCUCCGGCAACCACACGUCCACGACGGAGCGCACCCUCCCACCGACCGCUGCCGCCGCACCCCGGCUAUCCCAGUGGCAGCGCCGACCGGACGCCAAACCAGCCCAGGUGGCACGGCCGGCUCCGAAGCCCUCGGACAAGAGGACGCCACCACAGCCGCGGCUGAACGACAUUGCCGUCACCCCGCGACACAAACCUGCCCACGCCACACUGCCCCGGGACGAGCCCCGGCGGCGAGUCCCUCAGGCUGCCCCGUCCGCCCCCCUGCUGACCCCUGGAGCUGAUGCCGAGUCGUCAGCGGACUCUCUGCGGCGGGACAGCGCGCUGGCACGGACGGCGGCGCGGUCGGACGGCAGCCUGGCCCGUCUGGCCCUCCGGCCGGACGGUAGCGUGGCGCGCGUGGCUGUGAGGCCGGACGGCCCGCCGGUGCGACUGGGUGGCCUCCGCGUCUGGGCCGUCAACAGUCAGCCAUCAGAUGGAGGACGGGGGACCGAGAAGGUGACUGGAGUGGCUACUGCCCCGGAGGACACUGCUGCGAAGGCCGGGGACCGACAGGCCAUCCUGAAGAGAAUCGCCAACCAUUAUCGCCGCCGCCACGGCCGCCACGGUCGCCGCCGGCGCUACCGUCGCAAACGCAAACGCGUGCGUCGGGACUGCGUGGUCGGCGACUGGUCCGCCUGGGGUCCGUGCUCCAAGGAGUGUGGUAUCGGCGAGACGGUACGCACUCGGCCGGUGCGGGCGCACCCUCGGCACGGCGGUCGGCCGUGCCCCAGCCUCCGAGAACGGCGCUGGUGCGGCUCCGAGCGCAGCUGUAAGCGCAAACACUACUUCCGAUGGUAGCUCGCUCUGGCGACGGGAGGUACCGCUGCUCGUGGGUGCGCGCCCGUGGUAGAUGGCGCUGAGAUAGGUGCCAAGCCAGGAGGUGGCUGAAAGGCUUUGUUGAUACGGACAAUGUUGUUGGGUGCAAUUCGUGGAGCGCACCUGCAUAUUACCUACUCUUACUGGCAUGUAGUUUUGUUUGAGGCUUAUGAGUGUUGAGAAGGGUUUGGCAGCUGCUGUCACUGCCAUGGAUGCUUGUAGAGAGCAGCACAGCAGCCUAAGCCAGGAGGUGACGGGACAUUGGUGCCAGGAACUCUACAAGAGGUAGGUAUGUAGAUAGAUGGGGGAGCUGUCUACGUAGAGGGAGCGCACCCCGUAGCCGGGUGCAGUGAGUGCCUUGGGGCUGGGUGGCCUGUCCUCUGGACGGGCUCAGCCCCGGCGACUCACUAGGAUGCCUGCCCAGACCAAUGUCUCCCCCUAUAGGUAUCCUAUCAUCCUCCCGGCUCUGAAAUGGUCACAAUUGACCGAAAGGGCCUAACCCAACAAAACAAAACAAACAAACUGUCUACGUGCUGUCUACGGGAGCUUGGCACCUAUCCGUGCUUCUAUCCUCAGGAUACUGAAAUCCUUCUCCUCCACUCCACAACCCCCCUCCGGGCUGGACAGGCAAUUUUAUCUCAUGCGGGCUGCUCCCUUGGAGCGGCACCGCUGCUCCUGAGGGAGCGCACCCCGUAGCCGGGUGCAGUGAGUGCCUUGGGGCUGGGUGGCCUGUCCUCUGGACGGGCUCAGCCCCGGCGACUCACUAGGGUGCCUGCCCAGACCAAUGUCUCCCCCUAAUUCCUAUCAUCCUUCCGGCUCUGCAAUGGUCUUGUCGACCGAAAGGGCCUAACCCAACAAAACAAAAACAAACUGUCUACGUGAAGCCAAUUGUUGCGUGCCUCCACCCCUUCAGCGUUUGGAAACUUUUUGCUGUUUUCUCCGUGUAAGUGCUAUUAGGUGGCCGGCGAUCAGUAGGUAAUGCCUAUCUGUAAGUAAACAUUUACCAUACAGUAUAUGCUGAAUGCUGAUAGCUCUACUCAUUACCUGUCAUGGCUAUAUUCAUCACCUACCCAGCGAAAAAGAUACAGAUUGUGUGAUUUUUUGAAGGAAUAUUGCUGUGAUCUAUGAAGAUUUGUACGUCCCUCGCUGAACAACCGACUAAAAAGCUUUUAAUGAAUCGCAAUAUUUCACGUUUAAUCACGAACGAAAGAAGCAUUCGUUAGUCGUCUUCGAUCCAACCUUUUCCUGCUUUCUUGUGCGCAUGCCUACUCUUUUAGAUUGUUUCACCAUGCCGUGUGCCCACUGCCCUAUUACGAGUUGGAAAUGCAUUGUGUAUAAUUUGCGCUGGCCAGUGGUAACUUUAUCCCACGCAAGAAUUCGCCAGUUGCGAAUCUCAAUGCUGUGAGCUUUCAUAAGGCCAAAUGUUUGUAUUUUGCUGGGUCAAUUUGGCUCCUUGCUUUACAAUAAAUGUGCGGUGCUUGGGACCGUUCAAUUCUGA
This is a messenger RNA of Amphibalanus amphitrite, 3349 nucleotides long. RefSeq lists its product as uncharacterized. Bases 124 to 1833 code for a protein of 569 amino acids. Gene Ontology annotation, cellular component: extracellular matrix. The record is from RefSeq and is a predicted model, not a curated record. Gene Ontology annotation, biological process: cell adhesion. The transcript has 6 exons. Lineage: Eukaryota; Metazoa; Arthropoda; Thecostraca; Balanomorpha; Balanidae.